Cynocephalus volans (Philippine flying lemur) is the source of this 939-nucleotide messenger RNA. Its product is annotated as olfactory receptor 2B6. Gene Ontology annotation, molecular function: olfactory receptor activity; G protein-coupled receptor activity. Lineage: Eukaryota; Metazoa; Chordata; Mammalia; Dermoptera; Cynocephalidae. The coding region runs from base 1 to 939 and encodes 312 amino acids. Gene Ontology annotation, cellular component: plasma membrane. The transcript has a single exon. Gene Ontology annotation, biological process: G protein-coupled receptor signaling pathway; detection of chemical stimulus involved in sensory perception of smell. The record is from RefSeq and is a predicted model, not a curated record.
AUGAAUUGGGCAAAUGAGAGCAUUCCACGGGAGUUCAUUCUGUUAGGUUUCUCAGAUCAACCAUGGCUGGAGUUUCCACUCUUUAUAGUGUUCUUGAUUUCUUACAUUGUGACCAUCUUUGGCAAUCUGACAAUUAUUCUAGUUUCACGCCUGGACUCCAAACUCCAUACCCCCAUGUAUUUCUUUCUUACCAAUCUGUCAUUUCUAGAUGUUUGCUAUACUACAAGUACAGUUCCACAAAUGCUGGUAAAUUUAUGCAGCACCAGGAAGAUAAUUAGUUACGGUGGCUGUGUGGCCCAGCUUUUUAUGUUUCUGGCCUUGGGGGCUACUGAGUGUGUUCUGCUGGCAGUCAUGUCCUUUGAUAGGUUUGUAGCUGUUUGCCGGCCUCUCCAUUACUCAGUAAUCAUGCACCAAAGGCUUUGCUUCCAGUUGGCAGCUGCAUCCUGGAUUACUGGUUUCGGUAACUCAGUGUGGUUGUCUACCUUGACUCUCCAGCUGCCACUCUGUGGCCCUUAUGUAAUAGAUCACUUUCUCUGUGAAGUCCCUGCACUGCUCAAGUUGUCCUGUGUUGAUACAACAGCAAAUGAGGCUGAACUAUUCUUCGUUAGCGUGCUCUUCCAUCUAUUACCCCUGACACUCAUCCUUAUAUCAUAUGCUUUUAUUGCUCAAGCAGUCUUGAGAAUCCAAUCUCCUGAAGGUCAACAAAAAGCAUUUGGGACAUGUGGCUCCCAUCUAAUUGUGGUGUCACUUUUUUAUGGUACAGCUAUCUCCAUGUACCUGCAAACACCUUCACACAACUCCAAAGACCGGGGAAAGAUGGUUUCCCUCUUCUAUGGCAUCAUUGCACCCAUGCUGAACCCCCUUAUAUAUACACUUAGGAACAAAGAGGUAAAGGAGGCCUUUAAAAGGUUGGUUGCAAGAGUCUUAAACAAGAAAUAA